Diplodia corticola is the source of this 408-nucleotide messenger RNA. RefSeq lists its product as uncharacterized. The coding region runs from base 1 to 408 and encodes 135 amino acids. The transcript has a single exon. The record is from RefSeq and is a predicted model, not a curated record. Lineage: Eukaryota; Fungi; Ascomycota; Dothideomycetes; Botryosphaeriales; Botryosphaeriaceae.
AUGCUCCUCCUCCUCCUCCUCCUCCUCCAACCCUCACUCCCACUGUCCCCAUCACUCGAGAAGUCCUCCAAACAACGCACCUCCUCCUCCCCACCCCCACACCUCCCCCCCUCCGCCUUCUCCCACACCACCCCCACAAUCACCACCCCGUAUAUCAACGCCGUCCGCGCCGCGAGCCAGCAUCCCGCCGACGCCCCCGCUUCGUCUUCCUCCGCAUUGGCUUCCCUCUCCCCCUCCCCCUCCUUCUUGACGGCCGUCACCGCUGCCGCCGCCGCCGCCACUACCACCCUAAUUACAUCCUCAACUAACCCCGCCAUGACGCCCACCCGCGCCGUCGCCCCCGCCACCGCGCCGCAUGCGCUUGCGACGAUGGAGGCGGAGAAGGGGGCGAGGAUGGUGGCGUGGUAG